Molecule: messenger RNA, 1000 nt
Organism: Vigna radiata var. radiata (mung bean)
Lineage: Eukaryota; Viridiplantae; Streptophyta; Magnoliopsida; Fabales; Fabaceae
Product: serine/arginine-rich SC35-like splicing factor SCL33
Exons: 6
Coding region: 214-822 (202 amino acids)
Molecular function (GO): RNA binding
Source: RefSeq, a predicted model, not a curated record
UCAAAGUUGCAGGCCCAUUACAAUAACCUCACGGUAACCCGUGCAAUUGCAUGUACUGGAUCAGACCUUCCUGUUAGAAGUUUCGCGAAUAUAGAAGAGCCAGGUUACAAAUAUUGCCAAGGAAUUUAGGGCUCGGAAUCAAACUCUUUCCCCAUCUCUCUGCAACAGAGAUUGUAAUUCGCUAAUUGUCAAUAAGGUGAAAUAACAUCAAAUAUGAGGGGAAGAAGCUACAGUUAUAGUCCGUCACCUCCAAGGCAUUACAGCCGAAGAAGGCGCAGUCCCAGCCCUAGGGGCAGAUACAGAGGACGUGAUAGAGAUUUGCCAACCAGUCUUUUGGUUCGAAACCUUCACAGAGAUUGCAGGGCGGAAGAUCUGCAUGGUCCAUUUGGCCAAUUUGGUCCUGUUAAGGACGUUUACCUGCCUCGAGAUUAUUAUACAGGGGAUCCAAGAGGUUUCGGGUUUGUCCAGUACGUGGACCCAGCUGAUGCUGCGGAUGCAAAACAUCACAUGGACGGUCAAAUUCUUCUUGGUCGCGAGUUAACUGUAGUGUUUGCUGAAGAAAACAGGAAGAAACCUUCUGAAAUGAGAGCAAGGGAACGGAGGGAUCGAUCAUAUGAUUACAGGAGAUCGCCUCGAACCUAUUCUCCUAGUCCGGACUAUUCGUCUUCUCCAAGACGAAGACGACAUUACAGGUCAAUCUCGCCAAGGAACAGAAAAUAUAGCGAUCGAUCAUACUCUAGAUCACCUUAUGGAUCAAGAAGCCGCAGCAGAAGCAGAAGUUACAGCAGGAGCUUGAGCGCAAGUCCUGGCUACUCCGGGUGAAUAGUGCGUGGAAAAUGCUACUUUAAUGUUUUUACAUCUUGUGUGCCGAUGAUGUACUUUAGAUUCAGAGUGAGUAUUUUGUUAAUUUGGUAGAAAGAAUCUGUAGUGACUUACGACAUUCCUACGCCGUUAUAAUAGUUCUAUUGAACCGGUGGUUAAAUUAAGUUUUGAUCUGUCA